UUGGAACUGGUACUGACUUUCACUGGACAGGACAUAAAGUGGCAGCUACCAAAGGACUGAAAGAAGAAAGUUAAACUUUUAAAGAGGACCAAAACUAAAGACACUAAGGGUAGAAUCUGGUUCUGUUUUCUGGCUUGGAAUUCUUAUUUGCUGACUCCCAGGCUACUGAAAUGGGAAACCCCAAUGGAACUUACCAACUAAUUGAAGACUGUAAAGCUGCAGACGAGGGACUGUACAAGUUUUAUGCAGCUGUCAUGAUCGUGAUUUUUAUCAUGGCUUUGCCUCUGAAUGCAUCUGUCAUCCACCUCUUCAUAUUCAAGCUGAAGUUUUGGAAAUCCAACACAAAUAAUAUCUUCCUCUUUAACCUGGUGUUAGCCGACAUCCUCCUGCUGAUCUGCUUGCCCAUAAAAGCACAUUCCUUCAUCCAGGGAGAGCGGAGGAGUGAGAAUGAGAUCAUCUGCAAAGCCAUGCUUUUCAUGUUGUUUUUAAACCGUGGAGCUAGCAUCGCCUUCCUAACAGUGACUUCCAUUGAUCGGUAUUUUAAUGUGGUGCACCCUGGUCGGAAAAAUCUCCUGAAAACGCUCAAGAAAUCUCCACAGAUCUCUGUCCUCAUCUGGGUGCUGCUUCUGCCUCUCACCAUCCCCACCAUGCUCAAAAACUUUGACUGCUGUAACAGCCUCCAUAAAGAAAAUGCCACCCUGAUCGAGGAUGUGGUGGAUAGCAUUAGAGAGACGGUAUUCUUCACUCAGAUCCUGAUCCCGUUUGUCAUCCUGGUCUACUGCACUGUGCGCAUCGUCAACCGACUCAGGAAGAAAACAGUCUGGGAUAGGACCAAGCUGAAGAGAGCCGUAUUUCUCGUCAGCGGUGUCAUGGUGCUCUUUUCAUUCUGCUUCCUCCCCUGCACCAUAGCGAGGAUAGUUCUGCUUGUCAUUCGGGUCCAAGAUAUCCCUGAUUACAUCGAAGACAAAGCUGCAGUGGCCUUUGACGGCCUCAUGGUCCUCUCCUACAUGGACUGUCUGCUUGACCCACUGGUCUACUGUUUCUGUAGCACCAAGUUCAAAGCGCUUUAUCUCUCCAGUUACUUCCCGUUUUUAUUGAAAGGAGCUCCACAGGUAAUAGACAGCUCAACAGGACAAACAGCCAAAAUUACGAACACAACUGUCAUUUAAAGUUUAUUAAAAAAACAAAGAAGGAAGAGUUUCCAUAGAGAGUGUGGUUUCUCUCUGUAGCAGCAGCAGGUUAAAAAAAACAAUGGUUCUGAAGUUAAAAUGUGAUAUGA
Molecule: messenger RNA, 1279 nt
Organism: Pelmatolapia mariae (spotted tilapia)
Lineage: Eukaryota; Metazoa; Chordata; Actinopteri; Cichliformes; Cichlidae
Product: hydroxycarboxylic acid receptor 2-like
Exons: 3
Coding region: 171-1169 (332 amino acids)
Biological process (GO): G protein-coupled receptor signaling pathway
Cellular component (GO): membrane
Molecular function (GO): G protein-coupled receptor activity
Source: RefSeq, a predicted model, not a curated record